Molecule: messenger RNA, 4356 nt
Organism: Rattus rattus (black rat)
Lineage: Eukaryota; Metazoa; Chordata; Mammalia; Rodentia; Muridae
Gene: Rbm25
Product: RNA binding motif protein 25
Exons: 21
Coding region: 326-2893 (855 amino acids)
Biological process (GO): mRNA processing; regulation of alternative mRNA splicing, via spliceosome
Cellular component (GO): spliceosomal complex
Molecular function (GO): mRNA binding
Source: RefSeq, a predicted model, not a curated record
CCGGGCAAGAGGAAGACCUCCAGUAGCUCCCCGCGCAGCGCGGCUGUGUUUGCGGCCUAUUCGAGUAGGCGCUUCGGAACCAGUCUCUGAGUCGGGCGGCGCGCAGAAACCUCGAACCGGUGGAGCCUACUCAUAACCUGACGCCCAGAGGCCGCGAAGACAGUACCGUUUUCUUAGCGGCGGGUACUAUACCAACUGCCUUCCUAAGAAAGUGCUGAGAUAGAGUAUUAUUAUAAUACAAGAGCUUCUGAGUCUAUCCUGAACUUAGUUCGUGUACAUUUUGGGAACUUAUUUUAGAAAAGAUCUAAGUUUUAAAAAAUUCUCAAUGGACAGACAGAGAAAAGAGGGUCUUUGCCAACUCCUUUGGACUGGUGCAGUCAGAAUGUCUUUUCCCCCUCAUUUGAAUCGCCCUCCCAUGGGAAUCCCAGCUCUCCCUCCGGGGAUCCCACCCCCACAGUUUCCUGGCUUUCCUCCACCAGUACCUCCAGGGACACCAAUGAUUCCUGUACCAAUGAGUAUUAUGGCUCCUGCUCCAACUGUCCUAGUGCCUACCGUGUCCAUGGUUGGAAAGCAUUUGGGAGCAAGAAAGGAUCAUCCAGGCUUAAAAUUAAAAGAAAAUGAUGAAAAUUGUGGCCCUACUACUACAGUUUUUGUUGGCAACAUUUCUGAGAAGGCCUCAGACAUGCUUAUAAGACAGCUCUUAGCUAAAUGUGGUUUGGUGUUGAGCUGGAAGAGAGUGCAAGGCGCUUCUGGAAAACUUCAAGCGUUUGGAUUUUGUGAGUAUAAAGAGCCUGAAUCUACCCUCCGAGCCCUCAGAUUAUUGCAUGACCUUCAGAUUGGAGAGAAGAAGCUACUUGUUAAAGUUGAUGCAAAGACAAAGGCGCAGUUGGAUGAAUGGAAAGCAAAGAAGAAAGCUAAUGGGAACGCAAGACCAGAAACUGUCACUAAUGAUGAUGAAGAAGCCUUAGAUGAAGAAACAAAGCGAAGAGACCAGAUGAUUAAAGGGGCCAUUGAAGUUUUAAUCCGAGAAUAUUCCAGUGAGCUAAAUGCCCCCUCACAGGAGUCUGACUCUCACCCCAGGAAGAAGAAAAAGGAAAAGAAGGAGGACAUUUUCCGUAGAUUUCCAGUGGCCCCAUUGAUCCCUUACCCACUCAUCACCAAGGAGGAUAUAAAUGCUAUAGAAAUGGAAGAAGACAAAAGAGAUUUGAUAUCCCGAGAGAUCAGCAAGUUCAGAGACACACACAAGAAACUGGAAGAAGAGAAAGGCAAAAAAGAAAAAGAAAGACAGGAAAUUGAGAAAGAACGGAGAGAAAGAGAGAGGGAACGUGAAAGGGAACGAGAAAGGCGAGAACGGGAACGAGAAAGGGAAAGAGAACGUGAACGAGAAAAGGAAAAAGAACGGGAGCGGGAACGAGAACGGGAUAGGGAUCGUGACCGCACAAAAGAGCGAGACCGAGACCGAGAGAGAGAUCGGGACCGGGACCGAGAAAGGAGCUCAGAUCGAAAUAAGGAUCGAAGUCGAUCAAGAGAAAAAAGUAGAGAUCGUGAAAGGGAACGGGAACGGGAGCGAGAGAGAGAACGGGAGAGAGAACGGGAGAGAGAGCGAGAACGGGAGAGAGAACGGGAGCGUGAAAGAGAGAAAGACAAGAAAAGAGACAGAGAAGAGGAUGAAGAAGAUGCAUAUGAACGAAGAAAACUUGAAAGAAAACUUCGAGAGAAAGAGGCUGCUUAUCAAGAGCGCCUUAAGAAUUGGGAAAUCAGAGAACGAAAGAAAACUAGGGAAUAUGAGAAGGAGGCGGAAAGAGAAGAAGAAAGAAGAAGAGAAAUGGCUAAAGAGGCUAAACGAUUAAAAGAAUUCCUAGAAGAUUAUGACGAUGACAGAGAUGACCCAAAGUACUACAGGGGUAGUGCUCUUCAGAAACGGUUGCGUGAUAGGGAGAAAGAAAUGGAAGCCGAUGAGCGAGACAGGAAGAGAGAGAAGGAAGAACUUGAGGAAAUCAGGCAACGUUUACUGGCAGAGGGGCAUCCAGAUCCAGAUGCAGAGCUCCAGAGGAUGGAACAAGAGGCUGAGAGGCGCAGGCAACCUCAAAUAAAGCAAGAGCCAGAGUCAGAGGAAGAAGAAGAAGAAAAGCAAGAAAAAGAAGAAAAACGAGAGGAGCCUGUGGAAGAGGAAGAAGAACCAGAGCAAAAGCCAUGUCUCAAACCGACCUUGAGACCCAUCAGCUCCGCUCCGUCUGUGUCCUCUGCCAGCGGCAAUGCCACACCUAACACUCCCGGGGACGAGUCUCCCUGUGGUAUUAUUAUUCCUCAUGAAAACUCACCAGAUCAACAGCAGCCUGAGGAACAUAGGCCAAAAAUAGGACUAAGUCUUAAAUUGGGUGCUUCCAAUAGUCCUGGCCAACCUAAUUCAGUGAAGAGAAAGAAACUACCUGUAGAUAGUGUCUUUAACAAAUUUGAGGAUGAAGACAGUGAUGAUGUGCCCCGAAAAAGGAAACUGGUUCCCCUGGAUUAUGGCGAAGAUGAUAAAAAUGCCGCCAAAGGCACUGUAAACACUGAAGAAAAACGCAAACACAUUAAGAGUCUCAUUGAGAAAAUUCCCACAGCCAAGCCUGAGCUCUUUGCUUAUCCUUUGGAUUGGUCUAUUGUGGAUUCUAUACUGAUGGAACGCAGAAUCCGGCCAUGGAUCAAUAAGAAAAUCAUAGAAUACAUAGGUGAAGAAGAAGCUACUUUAGUUGAUUUUGUUUGUUCUAAGGUUAUGGCACAUAGUUCACCACAGAGCAUUUUAGAUGAUGUUGCCAUGGUACUAGAUGAAGAAGCAGAAGUUUUUAUAGUCAAAAUGUGGAGAUUAUUGAUAUAUGAAACAGAAGCCAAGAAAAUUGGUCUUGUGAAGUAAACUUUUUACACUCAGAGUUACAUUUCAGAUUUCUUCUUUCACACCCUUCAAAGGACUUGGAAUUUUCUGUGUCUUCAAAGACAUUUGUGAGAUCUGUAAUUUUUUUAAUGUAGAAAAUGUGAAUUCUUUUGUCCUCUAAUUUGUUGAUGCUGUGUACUCACUUGGUUGUAAAACCAUCUGUGUCCUUGGUUCUCUUUAUACACCAGGCACAGAUUACUGGUGUGUUUUCUAAGCUGCAGCUACUGUACACAGCCUAUUUGAUAGAAUCUUGUUCUGCUGAUUCGUUCCCUGUAAAUAUUAAAAUGGCUCCCCAAUUCUUUUGCAGAAUUCUACUUAAUAUUAAAACUGUAUUGUAUAGGCGCCAACAUGAAUAAGUUGAAUACUAGUCACACCCAUUACAGUCUCAUCCCCACGUCCCUCAUCAGAAAUGACAAGCAAGCUCUUGUAAAGGCAUGGAGUUUAAAAUUAGAUUGCAAAACCUAGCAGACAGUUCAUUCCUAAUGUAUCUCUGUAUUAAUGUGUUUAUGUGAAUGUAUGUAUAAAAGUCUUUUUUAAAAUUCUUUUGGUGGGCUCCCUUAAACAUUUCGUAAUUCAUCAAUACACUCAUAAAAGAAAAGUAAUUAUUGUGCCAACCCAAAUAACUAGGAUAAUUAUGGUGUGUUUCCCAGAGGCUGGUAUUCUGCAGUGAGCAACCAGCUUUGUGUUCUUCUGUGAAUAGGAUGAUACAUCAUAAUCUUAACCCUCCCUUAAUUUGAUGGCUCACAAUUGAAGCAAAGGCUAAAAGUCUGGAGCAUUUUACUCAAUACAUUUUCAACUAACUCUAAAUCUUUAUUUAAUUUUGGUGUAUUCAUUUUAAUAAAACAAUUCCAAAAGUAUAAGGGAGGGGAGGAGCUCACCUUCUUUUUAAAGCAAAUGACCAGGGAUUACCUCAGUGGGCGAGCUUAUGCUUAGCAUGUAAGGGCCUGGGGUCUGUUCCCAGCAACAAUAAAUGAGUAACUAAGGUAAGUUUACAAAAGAGAUUUGACAGAACACAGUAGUAAUUCACCGUGGUAGUUAAAUGUUUACAUCUUUCUUCCAAAGAUACACCAUUAAAGACAGGUUUCUGCUCACAACGUUUUAUUACUGGUCAUCAAGCUUUAGCUGUAUUGAUGACAAAUCGGCUUUAUUAGUAAUUCAGAAGAUCACCAGGGGCAAAAUUUAUUUGAAAAGUACUAAGUUCUAAACAGCUCUGCCAACAGAGUAGGUGUGGCUGUUGCCAUGUUUGCUUAUUAAUAAGAUAAAGACUGGAUUGUUAGAAUAAUGUAACUGUGAGCUUGAGUUACUAGGUUGUUUUGUUUUUUGUUUUGUAUUUUUUUUUAAACAUUUGAGAGGACAUCCAAAACACUGUUCUUAAUGUUGAACCUUGACAUGGCUUCAUUAUGUAAAUAUUUCAGUUAUUAAAAAUGUAUAUAUUUGAUCUUGGA